UUUGACGUUUCCAGACGGCGGAAAAAUAUUGAUUUUGAGAGUUUACCUCGAUGGGAGGAUGUUUUUCCUGAAUUUUCGUGAAUUAAAUUGAAAUACGAGCAAAAUGUUGAGGAAUUUCCGUGCCCUGGUGUCCCACAGAUAUUUAAGUGCAAUUUCCAGAGGGUGUCAGGGCCGGGGUGUGAAAACAGCAGCCAGUGGAAGUGAUAUUGUUGAUGUCUGGAAGGCCAGACUGGAGGAACUCAAUGUUCCUGAUGUCAAAUCCUCCCUGGACAAUAUUCUAGCACAUGUCCUCAAUCAGAAGCAGGUUUAUGAUUUAAGCGACAGGAAGGAUUUGGCCCUGAGCCAAGAGCAAUUGGAGCAUUUUGAGAAGCUCUGCCACUGCAGAGUGGCCAGAAUGCCCAUUCAGUACAUUGUUGGUGAAUGGGAAUUUAGGGAUUUGCAUUUAAAAAUGCAGCCUCCGGUCUUUAUUCCAAGACCGGAGACUGAGGAACUUGUGGAAUUGAUUCUGCAGAAGCAGGAACCCACGAGACCAGUGACUUUCCUGGAGAUUGGCUGUGGAUGUGGAGCUGUAUCUCUGGCUCUGCUCAAGGCACUGCCAAUGGCAAAGUGCAAGGCAGUUGAUCAGAGCAGCAUGGCUUGUCUGCUGACGCUGAAGAAUGCCAUCUACCAGAAGCUCUCGGACAGGAUUUCCGUGUCUCAGCACAAAGUUAGUGACAGAGUCAAGGAUGAUGAUUUCUCGGUUAAAUUCGAUUUUAUCGUCUCCAAUCCUCCUUAUAUUUCAUCGCGGGAUUUAAUGGAUCUCGAUCCUGAGAUUCGCUUAUACGAAGAUCUCAGGGCUUUGGAUGGGGGUGAAACUGGGAUGAAUGUGAUAACUGCAGUGCUCAAAGUGGCUUCAAAAUUCCUUACCGAGGACGGAACUCUGUGGCUGGAAGUUGAUUCUCAUCACCCUGAACUUGUCGUUCGAUACCUGGACAUUCACAAAUCCAGCCUGAAGCUCAAAUUUGUGGCCAGCUAUCCGGAUCUCUUCCAGAAUGAAAGAUUCAUUGAGAUUGUCCGUGAUGUACAGGAAAAAUAAAAGAUUCAAAUUCA
Messenger RNA from Phlebotomus papatasi, 1089 nucleotides. It is a transcript of the gene HemK1, whose product is annotated as MTRF1L release factor glutamine methyltransferase. The coding region runs from base 104 to 1075 and encodes 323 amino acids. The record is from RefSeq and is a predicted model, not a curated record. The transcript is spliced from 3 exons. Gene Ontology annotation, cellular component: mitochondrion. Gene Ontology annotation, molecular function: protein methyltransferase activity; nucleic acid binding. Lineage: Eukaryota; Metazoa; Arthropoda; Insecta; Diptera; Psychodidae. Gene Ontology annotation, biological process: protein methylation.